AUGCUGCCGGAUCGUACGCUAGCAUUUUCGGGGGAAUCGUGCGCCAGUGGGAAGCUCAGCAAGGAGCGUAUAACAGUGAUGGUUGGUGCCAACGCCACCGGAACGGAAAAACUGCCUCUUCUCGUUAUUGGGAAGGCCAGAAAUCCGAGGUGUUUUAAGGCUGUGAGAACCCUCCCUGUGGAAUACGACAGCAACUCCAAGGCGUGGAUCACGCAAUCAUUGUUUGAAAGAUACAUACGCAAACUUGACCGCAAGUUUGCGCGGCAGAACAGAAAGGUCAUCUUUUUUGUGGACAACUGUGGCGCGCACGGUAGCGUGCCGAACCUUGAGGCCAUUCGGCUGGAAUUUUUACCGCCUAACACCACAAGCGUGCUCCAGCCAAUGGAUCAAGGCGUGAUCAGAAACAUCAAGGCACACUACCGUGCCCGCCUGCUCAGCCGCACCGUCUUGUGCCUCGACAGCGGGAAGGUGUACAAGGUCGACCUUCUGGCCGCCAUCCACAUGUUAGCCGAUGCAUGGAAAGCGGUGAAGCCAGAAACCAUCGCGCAUUGCUUUAGGCAUGCAGGGUUCGCUGCUGCCGAAGAGUCCGAGGCGGAUGACCUGGACGUAGGCGACCCGGACGGCACCGAUGGCGGGGAUGACUUAAUGAACGACCUUCGCAGUGGUGGAGUGGACGUUCCUGCCACGAUGACAUUUAAAGAUUUCGCUCGUACGGACGACAACGUUGUUUCGUGCGCGGAGCCCACAGACGACGAAAUUCUUCGCCAGGUUGUCCAGCAGCCGGAGAGCGGCUCGGAUGAUGACGACGAUGACCGCCCGCAGCCGUCGGCGGCGGAGAUCGCCAACGCGGUGACGCUAUUGUCGAGCGUUUACGGUGAAGAUGUCACCUUGGCGCAAAUACAGACAAACCUAAUUGCCUCCAAGCGUACUAUGAGGCAAGGCAGCAUCAAGGACUUUUUUAAGCCUGCCUGA
Dermacentor silvarum is the source of this 972-nucleotide messenger RNA. RefSeq names its product tigger transposable element-derived protein 4-like. The record is from RefSeq and is a predicted model, not a curated record. The coding region runs from base 1 to 972 and encodes 323 amino acids. Lineage: Eukaryota; Metazoa; Arthropoda; Arachnida; Ixodida; Ixodidae. Gene Ontology annotation, molecular function: DNA binding. The transcript has a single exon. Gene Ontology annotation, cellular component: nucleus.